Molecule: messenger RNA, 3502 nt
Organism: Varroa destructor (honeybee mite)
Lineage: Eukaryota; Metazoa; Arthropoda; Arachnida; Mesostigmata; Varroidae
Gene: Dolk
Product: Dolichol kinase
Biological process (GO): dolichyl monophosphate biosynthetic process
Cellular component (GO): endoplasmic reticulum membrane
Molecular function (GO): dolichol kinase activity
Source: RefSeq, a predicted model, not a curated record
CUUUGUCUGUUAUUGAACGUCGCACUGGAGCAACUAUCGAACGUGCACAGAGGUUUGUCAGCCUUGAAAGUCCUAUAGAAGCAAUUUGCUCUCAGAAACACUCGAAGGUGUUUGCUUUUGGGGGGUGGAUUCAAUACGCUGGGCGUGUAUACCUAGCUGACAGUCCAGACGAUUCUGAUAAAAACAACGUCCGUUAUAAUCUCCGUUGCUCUAGGCGGCAGAAAAUUCAUAUAGACUGUCACAAUGGUCCAAUACCGGCGUAUCCUCGAAUACACCAUUGUCUGCCUUGGGUUUGUGUGGAGCUCGACACUGUCCCACCUGGGUGGAGUACCAACGUGGGGCAUGCCAUUGUCAUUUGCCCUAGUACUCGCUGGGCUCUUUCAUCAGCAAUGCAAGUAUCCAGCCGAACCAGGUGCGCGACCAGGCGCCGACCGCGGCCUUUGGAUGGUGUGCUGUUUUCCCUACGCCAUCUACUCGGGUGGUAGUCUAAUUUUCCAUGGUGAUGUUUUUCGGCUGAUUGAAAUUGCUACCGGACACACGUUGAUCCUGUCACUAACGACAGUCUGGUACGCUCCGUCAUCGGCCCGGGUUAUAGCCUCAUCGUCCGUGCUUACCCUGUUACUUACCGCAAUACUGACACCGUACUCGCUCAUUAAUUCGUUGCUAACGUCAAUUGUAUGCUCAUCAGUGUUCUGCUAUUCGCGAGACAAACUCAAAAUUCAUGCUCCCACCUCGUUUACCGAUGGCGAGCUCAUCACGAUCGUUCAAGCAAUUUCAGUGUUUGCGACCUCAUCGGUGAUCUGUUUCUUUUCGACAGUUCAAGUCUCGAAAUCGGCUUCUUUCCUACAAGGUGGCUUGUGCGCCCUAAGUUUACUCAUUUUUGUACUUUUUCGUUUUCCAUCUACACGGUCAAGUAUCCUUACGUUACUUGGCACCGUGUUUGUCACGUGCAGCUUCGUACUCUAUCCACUGGUAUAUUGGGCGGUCGGCGAGCCCCCUGCACAAUUCCUGGUGACGUACCUGACAGCUUCUGGACGAAGAAUCGCACUACUUGGAUUCUGGCUAGGAUUGUCUGUAGCGGCUAUAGCAUUCGCGGCGAUAUACGCGCGAAUGAUGCAUGGAACGACGAAAACGACCAUAAGGAAGGUGUUUCACGUUUUUGUCCUGGUCGUAUUCACAAUGGGCGCGUGUAUGGAUCCCGACGUAACGUACCUUGCGUCUGGCUCUGUUUUCGGCAUAUUUAUCGUCUUCGAGAUUAUUCGUGUACUGCGGAUCGAGCCGGCUGCUUCUGCAAUACAAGGAGUAUUUGAUACAUUCAUCGACUCCAAGGAUCAAGGACCGCUAGUUCUAUCGCACAUUUACUUAUUGCUCGGCUGUUCCGUGCCAUUCUUUCUUUAUCCGGGCGUGGAUUACUCGCGCGAGGGUGUCACUUUGGCACUCCUCACGGGAGUGACCACAAUCGGAGUGGGCGACACAGCUGCAGCCGUCGUUGGCGCGCACUUCGGCCGUAUCUAUUGGCCCGGUACGAGGAAGACUCUUGAAGGAACCGCAGCGGCUGUUGUCGCCCAAUUCGUCUGGUGCAUCUUUUUCGCGCCGGUUACGGCCGAUGCAACGUUCGCCGGCAAGCUCUUUGUGGUUUUAUUAUUGACGUCGUGCCUAGAAGCGACGACUGAACAAAUUGACAACCUUGCAGUGCCUCUUUUCGCCUUUCCUCUCUUCCUAUCACUAUUGUAGUAUCCUGAUAGGCUUCUGAACGUGAGUUCUCUUAUAGGUUAAACAUCCAAGUUUAUAUUCAAAAAAAAAAAACGCACUGCAGGCAUAGCAAAAUAUACAGCAGGACACCUUUCCAAACAUGCUUAGACAUAAACCCAUCCAUCAACAUUUUUGGAAGAGUCGCAAAUUUUGAGGAGCCGAAGAUCACUGGCAUUGAUAAUAGUCUGUAGAUACAUACAUGUGGUGGAGGCUGUAUCUCCGUUCUCGUAUGAAUUUUUCAUAUACACGAUCAUGUAGACUAGUUUUACUGAGUAGUAGUAGUAGUAGUAGUAGUAGUAGUAUAUUAAGCUUUUUGUUUGUUUAGUAGAGUCGCAUAGUUUCGGUCCUAAACGGUUUAAGAAAAUGGCAAAGAGAUCUGAUAAGACGCCUUGCAUGCUUAUUUCGACCACUAAUAUACUUAAAACGUCAUCGCGUGCAAGUGCAACUUACCCGUUGUUCCCCGGCUAUAACUUCGUACUUAACUAAAUAACUAUAAGAAAUUUUGCAAAUAUUACUAACUGGAAACAUCGGUAUCGUCGAUGUUGGGCCAAGUGUGUGCUUAUAUGAGUGCCAACAAUCAGUUUGCCAAUAAAAAUACCCUUAUAGCUUUCCCCUUCUUUGACUUGUGAAAACAUCCUCAAGGCUAUAGAAAUAUUCUACAGUUAUUCAUUAUAUCGCCAUAGCAAAUCUUUUACUUGUGUGUUUGAAGAAUUUGAUCAAGAGACGAUUGCGUCUGACAAACUUCCCUACGCAAAACAGCGCUUUCUCCCGAGGUGCACUACGUCUGAUUUUCUGAGCACGCAACUAUGCGUCGAGAGCGUUAUUGAUAGAACAGACAUCAGUUCUUAUUCCAUUAACGGUACCGAUUUUAUUAUGGCUAAAAACAUGGUACUAGAUAUUAUCUGACCUAAUUUUUCAACAACAAUCAAUUUGUUUGUUAAAGCUUGCUGAAAUGUCGGAUAACUUUUCAUCGAUUAUUAUAAUGUAAUAAUUUUUUUUCGUUUUUCAAAAAUAGCUUGAAUCAUAGUUUAGCCGACAUUUCCCGCUGCCGAUUUACUGGUUAUGCGGAUUAAUCUUCCAAUUUGCACUCGGAUGGAAGCAAAUGUGGAAAAGUUAUGUGAUGUUAUUAUUUUUUUCAUAUAUAUCAUUGUGUGAACUGUUUGUUUUGUUCACUAACAAACAAGGUGAUUAAAAUAUAUGUUAAAGAAAAGGCGCUGGGAAGAUCGCUAGGAAGCUUAUUAUGUUCAUGAUUAAUAUAAUUAAAUGGGAAAUAUGUAUAAUUAGUAUUAAUAUUAGGAAAUGUAGUCAGAAAUGGAGCAAUUUAUUACUGUAAAUAGUCAUGUACAAGGUGUAAUAUGUCCCGUAGGUUGCCCGAAUCCGUUCCAAGUUUAGUUUAGGCAAAGAUUUAUUUUUACAUAUGCAGCACGACCGUUCACAGGUAUUUGUACAGCUUUCUUGACCAAUACGCUUUUUACCCUGGUGAAUACGUUAAGAGGAAUAUACACACUGGAGCAUCACGAUUACGUUUGCAUUGUCUUGGUGAUAAACAGGACAAAAUAUAUGUAAAUAAGAGAGCAUAUUGGCCGUAGGAAGGGCCCACAGUUAACGAAGUAAAGCUUUCAAGAAAAACAAAGUUUGCUAAACUUUUCGUCUGCUGUUUAUGACGAGAGCGCGUUAACAAUAAUGUAGAUGACUCGUAGUGAUAACAAACCAAUAUAUGAAGUGUAAGAUGAAUUAAUAAAUGUAUAUG